Molecule: messenger RNA, 1143 nt
Organism: Xyrauchen texanus (razorback sucker)
Lineage: Eukaryota; Metazoa; Chordata; Actinopteri; Cypriniformes; Catostomidae
Product: cyclic AMP-responsive element-binding protein 3-like protein 4
Exons: 6
Coding region: 100-840 (246 amino acids)
Biological process (GO): regulation of transcription by RNA polymerase II
Cellular component (GO): nucleus
Molecular function (GO): RNA polymerase II cis-regulatory region sequence-specific DNA binding; DNA-binding transcription factor activity, RNA polymerase II-specific
Source: RefSeq, a predicted model, not a curated record
UGUGAAGCGUUGAGAGAAUCAAAGCAGCCAGAAGAUCCGGAUCCACACUGAGAAAUAUCCGCUUGAGCUCGGAGUUUACACCGAAUACGCGUGUGAAUAAUGCGUGAAGCCGAUAUCAUCUCCGGAGACUCCAGAUCCACCGAAAGAGAUGGAGGAGGCGUGUCAUCCAGACCCGGUUCUGAAGACAUUCUGGAGACUGGGCUGCUAUUGGAGGACUCCGGACUGCUGUAUGGUGGCCUGGAGAGACACACAGAAGAGUGGAGUAUUGAUCCGCCCUGUAGUUUGAAUGACAGCGAAUCAGAGGAGGUCCUGAACGGCAUCAACCCCAACGAGGUGUUCACAACAGCAGCUGCGCAGGAGCCGCAGUCAGAGAGCGACAGCUGUCUGUCUGAAGAUAUUCUGAUGCAUGAACAGAUGCCCGCCGUCUAUCAGGUGGUGUAUGACAUCAGCGGUCUGGGGGGCGUUACCUCACAGCAGGAGCCACAGCGUGUGGACGUGAUCUCCAUAGAACUGGAUGAGUGGAGCUCUCAGAUGUUGCUGUCGGAGUCGUGUGUGGUGAACGAGCUCGUGUCAUCUGUGAAAAUGGAGAACACGUCAUCUGAUGACGCGCAACAAAUGCACAACCAGGACAACUUUCUGGUUUUUCCUGAACUUCAGCUGACAGACGAGGAACAGAAGCUGCUGGAUCAGGAGGGAAUUUCACUGCCCAAUAAUCUGCCAUUGACCAAGUCUGAGGAGAGAAUCCUGAAGAAAGUAAGACGGAAGAUCCGUAACAAACUGUCGGCUCAGGACAGUCGCAGGAGGAAGAAAGAAUACAUCGACGGUCUGGAGAGCAGGUGAGAUGUUUGUGAAGUUACAGUAACACAACAGAUUUACUUCAUAAACACACACAGUUCAUCUUAUAUCUGCAAUUUCAUGCACAUGGAAAUGAGCCGGUCGCAUUUAUAAUGAAUCUGCUUUUUCAUUUUUAAUAAGUCGAUAUUCUGUGACAUUAAUGGAUUUAUUGUUGGUUUGAUGCUGAUCCAAACCAGCUCUGGACGAUCUAGAAAUAUUUAACACACACACACACAUUUCAAAUGUGUUAAUUACUGAUGAAGAUCACGUCGCUGUGAGAUAUAUACCAAAUAUUCAAUCUGUGUGUGU